Messenger RNA from Tripterygium wilfordii, 1519 nucleotides. RefSeq names its product stemmadenine O-acetyltransferase-like. NCBI's taxonomy places the organism in Eukaryota, Viridiplantae, Streptophyta, Magnoliopsida, Celastrales, Celastraceae. The record is from RefSeq and is a predicted model, not a curated record. Bases 1 to 1329 code for a protein of 442 amino acids. The transcript has a single exon.
AUGAAAAUGGAAGUUCAAAUUACAUCCAAAGAUACCAUAAAACCAUCCUCUCCAACACCUCCACACCUUAGAAACUACAAGCUCUCACUUCUUGAUCACCUUAUCCCAGCUCCUUAUGCACCAAUUGUGCUCUUCUAUCCCUGCAAUACUGACUAUGUAAUUAGUCUAGACUUGCUAAGACAAUCUCUCUCGAAAACACUAACUCGGUUUUACCCGCUAGCGGGGACGAUGAAAGACGACCUCUCUAUCGAUUGCAAUGAUGAAGGAGCCUAUUAUGUUGAAACAAGAGUGAAUUGUACUCUUGAUCACUUCCUUACCAAGCCUGAUCUCGUGUUGAUUCAUAAGUUCUUUCCAUGUGAUCUAAUAUUGAAGGAAUCUGCAGGGACUUUUGCGAGUAAUUUUCAAGUGAAUGUGUUUGAAUGUGGUGGCAUUGCGAUUGGCAUAUGUAUAUCACACAAGGUGGUCGACGGUGCUGCACUGAGCACCUUCAUCAAGGCAUGGUCUGGCGCUGCCCGUGGAUGCGGUGAAGCAAUAUUGCCUGACUUUGUUGCCAGUUCUCUGUUCCCGACAAGCGAUUUAUGGCUUCGAGACUCGUCGAUCGCCAUGUGGGGUUCAUUGUUCAGACUAGGCAAGUGUAGGACACAAAGAUUUGUGUUUGAUUCCUCGGCGAUAACCGGUCUCAAGGCCAAAGCAAAUCUGAAACUCUGUCCUACUCGUGUCGAGGCAGUCUCGGGUUUCUUGUGGAAGUGUUUGAUGAAUGCCUCUGAGAAAAAACAUGGUUCUCCAAGGCCUUCUUUCUUGACUCACUUAGUGAAUUUGCGCAGAAGAAUAUCACAUCCCACGUUGGAGAAUUCGAUGGGGAACCUCCUCUGGAUAGCAGCCACUCGAUGCGUGGUCGAGCAUAAGCCUGGACUGAAACAUUUUGUUACUGAAGUGAAGGAGGCCACAUCGAAAAUCGACGGUGAGUUUGUCAAGACUCUAAGAAGUGAUGAGGGGAGUUCUGUGAUGUCUGAUUCAUUUAAAGAAAUAGGUGAAUUGGGAAGACAAGGAGUAGAAUGUUUUGGGUUUUCAAGUUGGUGUAAGUUUGGGUUCUAUGAUGCUGAUUUUGGGUGGGGAAAACCUGUCUGGGUCAGCAGCUUUGGCAUGGAUGGUUCGGUAUUCAUCAACUUAAUCAUGUUGAACGAUACAAGGUUUGGCGAUGGAAUUGAAGCUUGGGUGACAUUGGAUGAAGAGGAGAUGAACAUUUUGGAACACAAUCCAGAGCUCGUGGAGUUUGCAUCCUUGGACCCAAGUCCUCUACAUAUUGGUGAGUCCAAGCCAUGCUGUUGAGAAGGCUCAACUUUUCACUUGGAAGCCAAAAAGAACUUGUGAUCUCACUCCUUUGGGCUGUGUCUAGUUCAUCUAGCAUUGUAAUGCUAAUAAGGUGCCCAAUCCGUACUUAUCUUUAGUAUAACUUUUAAGUGCAACUAGUUAUGUAAAUUUGAUGUUAUGGAAAGUAAAUGGUCUCUCAUGAUCUUUU